AUGGCAGUUCGUGCAAAAAUACUAGUGAGGCUCAUAGCGGCAGAGGGUCUAUACAAGAGAGAUCUGUUCCGGUCGCCGGAUCCGUUUGCAGUACUCACGGUGGACGGAUCGCAGACGAAGACUACGGAAACGGCAAAAAAGACGUUGUCACCGCACUGGAACCAGACGUUCGAGUUCAACGUGACAGAGGGGUCGAUCUUGAUCAUCCAGGUUUUCGACCAGAAGAAGUUCAAGAAGAAGGACCAGGGGUUCUUGGGGGUGGUGAAUGUCCGGAUAGGCGAUGUGAUCAGUCUCGAGGACACGGCGAGCGAGCAGACCAUCACGGAGGAGUUGAAGCGGUCGAACUCAAACCUCAGUGUGUCGGGCAAGAUCGUGGUGACUGUUUCCCACCCUCCAUCGGGGGAUGCAGCCGAAAAUGGCAUUGCUAGUGGGGAAGCAUCACCCGAGUACUCGAGUAACGGGGCCCAGGGGCCGAGUGUGGGCCAGCAGUUCCCCGGUACGGCAGCCGCAGUGGCCCAGCAGGCGUCGCGGGCUCGGCCGGCGGCCCCCCAGCGGCAAUUCUCGUCGUUCGAGGACCAGUUGGGCCGGCUUCCGCCCGGAUGGGAGAGGAGGACGGACAAUUUUGGCCGGACGUACUACGUAGACCACAACACGCGGACGACGACGUGGAAGAGGCCGACCUUGGAUGCGUCGGAGCACCGUGGAGGUGAUGUUGCCCCCGGGGGAACGCUGGGGUCGCCCUCAAUACCGCAGAAUCCGGCAUCCUUGGCAUCUUUGGCCUCCCAGGCCUCCCAGCCACCCCAGGCAUCCCAGGCAUCGUCCCCCGGCGUGGACCAGGCGACGGCUAUGCAGAUGGCGGCGUCGGGAGCCACGGCUGCCGGGUUGGGUGAGCUUCCGCGGGGCUGGGAACAGCGGUUCACACCUGAGGGCCGGCCGUACUACGUGGACCACAACACGAGAACCACCACGUGGGUGGACCCGAGAAGGCAGCAGUUCAUCAAGAGCUUUGGCAGCAACAACGGGUACAACGCACAGCGGUUGUCGGCCCUGGGCCCACUUCCUAGUGGAUGGGAGAUGAGGUUGGCAAACACGUCUCGCGUGUACUUUGUAGAUCACAACACGAAGACUACGACGUGGGACGACCCUCGUUUGCCGUCCUCUCUCGACCAGAACGUGCCGCAGUACAAGCGGGACUUCCGGCGGAAGCUCGUGUACUUCCGGUCGCAGCCGGCCCUCCGGAUCCUACCCGGACAGUGCCACAUCAAGGUGCGGAGAAGCAACCUCAUGGAGGACUCGUACCGCGAGGUGAUGAGGCAGACGCCGGAGGACUUGAAGAAGCGGUUGAUGAUCAAGUUCGAUGGCGAGGAAGGCUUGGACUACGGCGGAGUGUCACGUGAGUUCUUCCAGCAGCUCUCGCACGAGAUCUUCAACCCGAUUUACUGCCUUUUCAAGUACGCGUCCAGUGACAACUACACGCUCCAGAUCAACCCGGACUCGGGCAUCAACCCGGAGCACUUGAGCUACUUUAAGUUCAUCGGCCGAACUGUCGGCUUGGGUGUAUUCCACCGCCGCUUCCUCGACGCCUUCUUUGUUGGUGCCAUGUACAAGAUGAUGCUCCACAAGAAGAUCCUGUUGCAGGAUCUCGAGAGUGUUGACUCAGAGAUGUACCGCUCGCUGUGCUGGAUGUUGGCCAACGACAUCACCGACGUCAUCUUCGAGACUUUCUCCGUUGAGGUCGACCACUUCGGCAAGAAAGAAGUCAUCGACUUGAAACCGGACGGACGCCACAUCGACGUCACCAACGACAACAAGAAGGAGUUCGUCGAGCUGAAGACCGAGUGGAUCAUCUCCAAGCCCAUCGAACAGCAGUUCAAGGCCUUUAUGGACGGCUUCAACGAGCUCAUUCCUGAGGAUCUGGUCCAGGUCUUCGAUGAGAGGGAGCUCGAGUUGCUCAUCGGUGGUCUCUCCGACAUUGACAUCGAUGACUGGAAGAGACACACCGAUUACAGGGGCUACCAGGAGUCUGACCAGGUCAUCGAGUGGUUCUGGAAGUGCAUUGCCGAGUGGGAGAGCGACCAGAGGGCCAGGUUGCUCCAGUUUGCAACCGGUACUUCCCGUAUCCCCGUUAACGGCUUCAAGGACUUGCAAGGUUCCGACGGACCGAGAAGGUUUACCGUGGAGAAGGCCGGCGAUCCCGACCAGUUGCCGAAGUCCCACACCUGCUUCAAUAGAAUAGAUCUUCCUCCUUACAAGGACUACGAAUCUUUGAGAAAGAAGCUCACCAUGGCUGUCGAGGAGACCGUUGGCUUUGGACAGGAAUGA
Brettanomyces bruxellensis is the source of this 2322-nucleotide messenger RNA. It is a transcript of the gene RSP5, whose product is annotated as NEDD4 E3 ubiquitin-protein ligase. Lineage: Eukaryota; Fungi; Ascomycota; Pichiomycetes; Pichiales; Pichiaceae. The transcript has a single exon. The coding region runs from base 1 to 2322 and encodes 773 amino acids. Gene Ontology annotation, biological process: ubiquitin-dependent protein catabolic process. The record is from RefSeq and is a predicted model, not a curated record. Gene Ontology annotation, molecular function: protein binding; ubiquitin protein ligase activity.